CGCUUGAGAUAAUCUCCCUGCGCGUUAUCCGUCAACAUGGUUCGCUGUCUCGUCGUUGUGGUUGCCUUCCUGGCGUUGCAGGCUACCUGCGAUGCUGCCCUAACUCUCUCUCCGCAAGCGUGGUUUCAAGAACUUGUGGACCAGGCAAACUCACUGAGGCAACAAAUUGACACUACGAUCGCAAACAUUGAAGAAAACGUUGUCAACAACACGGAUGCGAUUGUCACAAAGAUCCACGACGAUAUCCAGACUGUUACCGAUAAAGUGAGGUCCGAUGUGGAAUCGGUGGUCGCCAAGUUCGUCGCAGCUGGCAAGAACGUCGUCGAGUGUUCUGUGAAAGUUCCCUCGGAGAUCGAGGAACUCGUUACUAACAUCACUACAAGCGCCACGAAUUGCGUCACUACGGAAGUUAAGGAUGGCGAGAGUCUCAUCACCGAUCUCCGCAACGCCGGCGAGCAAAUCAACUCCACCAUCAAUGACGUGCAGCCCAAAGUGGCCGAGUGCAACAAGCAUGUCUUGACCGCCGUCGCCUGCGAUGUCGAUGUCUUGUCCUCUGCAGCGGGCACCAUCUCGUCUAACUCCCUCAAGAUCUUCAGCGACGGCGCGAAGGCAGCUGCUCUCAUUGCCGGCUUCCCGAUGAACGUCAACACGUGCGAGGCCGCCGUCUUCGCGAGUGUGCCCGCUCAGGAGCAGGCAUUGCUCAGCAAAGUUGCUAGCUGCUACACCGGCCAGUAAAGCGUUCGUUGCUCUUUGCAGUAUUCGCAUUGUGAGAUUUCGCCCGUCCAGUUUCCCUACCUGAAUGAGCUAACCCGUACCAGUUAAUACCAGUCGUCUUUUACAUUCUGGGUGAUCAAAAAAUGUAAGUUAAAUUUGUCGGAAUGAACUUAUUGGAUAUUGUGUACUGAAUAUUAAACAUCUCAAACGAAACUUUUUUUUCUUAUCGUCGUCCUU
Gryllus bimaculatus (two-spotted cricket) is the source of this 951-nucleotide messenger RNA. Lineage: Eukaryota; Metazoa; Arthropoda; Insecta; Orthoptera; Gryllidae. The record is from the annotation of a GenBank genome assembly.